Messenger RNA from Ceratitis capitata (Mediterranean fruit fly), 2815 nucleotides. RefSeq lists its product as uncharacterized. The transcript has 3 exons. The record is from RefSeq and is a predicted model, not a curated record. The coding region runs from base 997 to 1992 and encodes 331 amino acids. NCBI's taxonomy places the organism in Eukaryota, Metazoa, Arthropoda, Insecta, Diptera, Tephritidae.
AAUGCUUGCCGUCGCUACACCACACUCGCGUUAACUUAAUCGUGCUAUACACAUCGUGAUUUCGUAGAGACGCUUAUGCCGAUGGAAAUUAUUUUUCUGACAAAAAACGAAAUAAGUUAACAAACAGCUCGUACAUACAUACAUAUUUGCUUGUGCAAACAUAAACAAACGGCAAAGCCAAGAAGCAGUGUGUAAACGGAGCCCGCGCGUGCCAUGAAACACCAAGAUACAUACAUAUAUAUAUACUUAUAUAUAUAAUUUAUAAUUAUAAAAAGAAAAAUAAUUAAUUUUUGUGUACGUGUUUUACGGCGAAAAUUUAUGGUAUUUUCAACAAGCAGUGCUUCGAUAAAUAUUAAUCUCAGGCAAGCAGCAAUAAAUAAAAAAAAAAAUUAAAUAUAAAGAAAAAUCAUUAAAACACCAACUACAGUUAUUUAAAGUAUAAGCUCCCUUUGUUUUUGACUAAGCGAAAGGUGUGUGAGUUUUUGCAAUUCUUCUUACAGCAGAGCCAUAUUGCAGCACAGAAAAUAACUACGAAAAGUAGAGCAAAACAAGUUUUGGUAAACAAAGUUGAAGCAAAUUUUUUGCAUACGGAAAGCCAAAAAAGAGUCAAGUACAAAGGCAAAGUCAAAGUUGUGUUGUGUUGAAACUUUAUUGUAGUGCAGUGAAAAAAAACAAAAAGGAAAAUAAUAAUAAUAAAUAAAAAUAAUAAUACAGGAAUCAGUCUGAUUGCGUGACGGAAGUACAUACAUACAUACAUUCCAAAGAAAAAUAACAAUAACAGUUAGCGCGAAAAACAUAACAACAGUGCAAAAAAAAAAAAUUAAAAAAAAACCAAACUGUUGCCGUUGAACGUUGCAUGCAGCUGAGCAUAUAAAUAAAUACAUACAUAUACAUACAUACAAAUUUACAACUUCCGCUUUUCACAAUCCUACCGACGUCAUCAACUUGACCAACAGUCAUAAAAUACGCAAUCUACAAAGCUGCUGCUUAGUAACUAUGGCGCCCACAAUCUGUCAGGACAAGAAACCACGUCAAAUACGUGCUAAUCUCAAGGAAAUACGCCGACAGCCGAAUACAGCAAAUGCACUAUUGUCAGCAUUAACGACGACAGCGGGCAGUGGGCAGACAACGAGAGCGCAUAGCAGUGGCAAUGGCAGUGACAAUGCAACGAUAACAGCCGGCGUUAUUAACUAUGUAUCUACCGCACCAAAUACAGCAGCAUUACGGCUACGUGACACACUCAAUACAGACGCUGUCGAAAUACCUCAAUCGGAUUCCAUGCGUGUUGAUCGACUAGACUUGGAGGACGGACAACAUAUAAUAUCGGAGAAUUUGGUCUCCUCAUCUAACAUGGGACCGGAAUUGGUGCGUGCUUUAAUAGCCGAUCAAAUGGAAAUGGAGAUGGACAUGGAGCAUAGCGACAUAUUCGAUGAAGAAGACUGCGAAGUACAUUCCAUAAAUAGCGGUGCGCGCUACUGCCAUAACCACAUUAAUAAUAUUAACAAAAACAACAGCAACCACCUGUUGCAAUGCAAUGUAAAAACAAUGUUUCCAUUAAGCGAUAAAAAGAUUAAUAAAAGUAAUGAGAAAUUGAAUUAUAAUCAACAAAAAAGAACACAACAUUACAUCAGCGCUGAAGAGGAUACCGAUAAUGAAUCCAAUACAUAUACGAGUAUGUGUGAGUUGAAGAAAACCGAAGGACUACUAUCGAUUGCGUUGAAGACAAUAAAACUUGUGAAACGCAAUCAAAUGUUGCAACGACGUUUGGCGCAAUUGCAGUUCGAAACGUCAGAGUUCAUAGAAUCGGUUAUGGCAAAUCCAGAAAACCGACACUUUCGCAAUAAAAUUUCCUCACCAGCAUUAUCUCCCUCAGCGCCGACAACACCAGUAUCCCCAGCAUCACCGUCAUCGUCUUCAUUAGCAUCGCCUUCGGCGGCACAAAUAUCUUCAUCAUCACCACUGCAAUCAUCUACCACAACAACAAGAGCAUAAGCUAUCAAGUGAAAAGGCGAAGAAGAUUUAUGCGGCAAGAUGUUGUUUACUUACUGCCACACUAAUACUGUUGUAUAAUAUUGAGUGACACGUUGCCCGUCUCUGAAGUUGCGAAGCACAAUUCAACUAUCAUUGAUUAACAUUUACAUAUGUACAUAUAAAUUUAGACGAACACAUAUACCCACGCAUGCAUCAAUUGAGUGUUUCUCUGGUAAUUGAGCGCAUACAUAUACAUAUAUUUAUAUAUUUCUUACAGUGAAAUAGUCACUUGAGUUGUUUGCAUUGCAUACUUGCAGGCGUACCUCAAAUUCAUUCUAAAAUUGUGAUAAACAGCAAAUGAAUAUAACAGUAAUGUAAUACACCACAGCGUAAUCGCUAUUUAUUAAUCAAUUUAAUUCAUGUACGUUAUACAUAAGAAUAAUUAUUUAAUGAUUAUAACUAAUAAACGUAGAUAUAUAUAGAAAUAUUAAUAAACAAAAUUCAUAGAACUGAUAGCAAACAAAUAUGCUUACACACAAACAUACAUAAGUAAACCUACGAAGCAGUAGCAAUGAAAAAAUAUAUGUAUUACUAAAAAUAAACACAGCGACAUUCUUUAGCAGUAAAAUAUCUAGUCACAACUGGUAUUCUGUCACAGUUUCAAAAAUGUAUACAAAGGCGCCAAGGUAUAAGAGAGAAAAAACUCUAAAAGCAAAAUCAUCAUUGUAACUCGAGAAGUUAUUCUAAAUAACCCCCUGAAAGCUAAUCAGGAAAAUAUUGAAAUUAUAUAAACUAAAAUCAAUUCAAAUUAAAUAAAAUAAAAUACAAUCAAGUUAAGCAAAAU